Messenger RNA from Cyclopterus lumpus (lumpfish), 4474 nucleotides. RefSeq lists its product as uncharacterized. The record is from RefSeq and is a predicted model, not a curated record. The transcript has 3 exons. The coding region runs from base 639 to 3665 and encodes 1008 amino acids. Lineage: Eukaryota; Metazoa; Chordata; Actinopteri; Perciformes; Cyclopteridae.
UGUUUUCACUCAAGCUUCUGCAUAACGAUUUAAUAGCUUAACGUCUUCUGUACUGAAAUGGGCACAUCUGGUCCUAACAUCUGAAUCUGACACAGUGCAGGUAGAGGGCAACAAACGGCUUGCCAGGCCGCUUUUAUUUACAAGGAGACACAACAUAACACUCUCUCCACUAUCUAUCACGAGGAUUGUGGGGACCAUUUUCUUUUUUUUUUUUACAUUCACAAUUCAUUUGACGGAUGUAGCUCCCAGUUGAUGUUAACUUUGUACCAUUUUAGGGGGGGGGGUGUAUAGUUCCCCCUAAUGUUGACAGAGGUGAGUUCUUCCCCAUAUGAAUAAAUCCCCACAUGAACAUACGGAGAGCAGUGUUUGCGUUGGAACGGCUCGGUGUCGGCGCUCAGCAGAAGGCCCGGGACAAGCGCGGCUCUCCGUCGGAGGCUCCAGGCUAAAGGCUAAAAGCAGCUCAGAGGCUGUAAUCCCCGUAUGAAACCAUCAUGGCUGCCACUCGCUGAGCUGUCAAGCUCUCCACAAAAGAAAAAAAGGUAAAACAACGGGACAACUACGCCGGAGCUUUUACGGUAACAUCGAUACCACCCGAAACCUGAAAAAUAAUAAGAACAACAACAACAACCAAACAAAACAUGGAUUCAGUGGAUAUUUCCACAGCCACCUCUGGGGGAGAUAAUACGCGAGGUGUCAACAAGAGGACUAGAGAUUGGCACAAACGGCCUCACCUCAGGAAAACUGCCGUUGAGCCUCCAAGUAUGCAAUGUGCAGAUAAGCAUGGACCAAAGAAGAUGGCGGGGGAGUGGGAGCAGAGCACAGUGUGGCCUUCGUUGCAGAAGCCCCUCAAGGAAGCGCAGCGGAGUCAGGACGACGACAACGGUGGCGGCAACACACUCAGGUUUGCGUGCUCUCAGUGUCGGGACAACUUGGAGUACGUUCCCAAAGACCUGGUGAGACACUUUGAGGAGAACCAUAGAGGGAGCUCGCCAGUUUUUGCCUGUCACGCGUGCACUUUCAGUACACACGAGUUCUCCUACCUUCAGAUUCAUCUGCUGAGCCACAAGGAUACUUUUUCAAGUUGCAGCAUUUGCCGUGAUGACGUUGCGCGCACGUGGCCGGAGCUCAGCGCACACCUGGCCGCUUGUCACAGCCACAGCGGCAAGUAUUCGUGCGCAAUGUGUCCAAAAUUCUCCACAGGCAUUGCCGCAGUGUUUAUGGAGCACACGUACGCACAUAAUUUGGGCCUGGAGGGAGCUAAGUGUCUUUCGCCUUACACGAAGGGCAAGAAUUUUGGGCCUAAGACGAGCACCCAGGCGUUGCGUUGUCAGCACUGUGGCUUUGAGGCGUCUCAGAAAUGGUUGAUCGCGAAGCACGUUAAAGCUGUCCAUGUAUGCCAGAAUGGUAAUCAGAGGAAGAAGAAGAAGAAGGGUGAGGAGGAGGAGGAGGUUGGCGGCUCCUUAGCAAUGAAACCAAAUGACCCAAUACCAAAAGUGAAGCCCAGGUUAACAAGAAGUGCAGUGAGGGAGAUGUGCUGGCUGACACAGGACUGCCUUUCUCUGCCAGGGAGAGAGUUCCUUGAUAAGUACUGCCAUCUGUCAGAUCCGCGAACAACACUCGAAGAGACUCAGCAGUUCCUGAUGAAAUCUGUCGCCGGGGUGACCGGCGACCAGAAAUGGACCAAGGCCCUGAAGACCGUUUUGUCGAAUGUCCCUCAAGACAUGAACGCUAACCCAAAGUCGGAUAACGUCAUCGCGGCGAACUUACCGGACCUCAACGUCCUGACCGUCAAGAACAAGAUAACCGUGGCUCAGAAUGGUGCCAAGUACGCCAAAAGAUUAAAAGUAAUGACACCGUCGGACAAUGAAACCAGUGCUCUUGAAAGUUCCCCGGACAAUGCCCCUCGCGUCGUCGACCAAAAUGGCUGUGAAUCAAAUUUGAGCGAGCGUAUGGCGUGUCCGCCAAAUGAAACCAAACGAAACAAGGACAUGUCGCUGCCCGCCCAGAGUGAGCCGUCUGAGUGCACUCACAUGCAGGAGAAUGGAGAGAGUCUGGAACUAAAGGGUGACCAGGAAAUGGAGGAGCAUGGAAAAACACCCGAGGGACCAACGCAACAGGGUGGGAUCGGUAUCUCCAGUGAGCUGAAGUUGUCAAACGAGAGUCGAGAGCAGACACCUGUUCAUAAAGUUACACCAAAAAGUAAGCGGCGAAGACGGAAAAGAACGGCAAGAUCCAAAAGGGCUGGUAAAAGGUCAUCAGGGCUGGCCUUAAAGAUAGUGUUGAAGAAGAAUCCGGUGAAGGAGAAGCAGUGGCUGUCACAAAGCUCUCUGUCUCCAUCAGGAAGUGGAACGGCGGGGGACUGCCCUAGACUGCCAUGCCCUCAUACAGCGUUGGAGGAGGCGGCGCAGAUUCUCCAGGACGUGCCAACAGUCAAAGCACACCAGGAGGAAUGGACCAAAGCUACCUACACUGACCUGGACGACCUCUCUGAAGCCAUAACUUCCAGUCCACGGUCGAAGCCAGGGGAAGGGCUCACCCCCGGACGCACCGCAAAGUCGCUGGGAACUCCCAGCCCGGACGGAACUGAAGCCCCUGCGCUCCAUUGCUCGCUGGCGACAAGUCGAGAGGCGCCCAGCAACGCAGAGAAGUCCCCGGAGCGUUCGGUAGCAGAAGUCGUCGAAAGCCGUUCGGCUAGUGUGGUGGGCACCGUGGUGGAGGCGUGUCCCGUGGUGGAGGUGUGUCCCGUGGUGGAGGCGUGUCCCGUGGUGGAGGUGUGUCCCGUGGUGGAGGCGUGUCCCCAGGUGGAAGCGUGUCCCCAGGUGGAGGCGUGUCCCGUGGUGGAGGCGUGUCCCGAGGACGCACGGCGCCCAACAUUGGCGCACAGCAUGGACCGCCGGGAUUCGGACGAUGGGAUGAGCUCAGCUGCCGAUGGAGUGGGUCCUUCCAGCGGUUCCACCAAGUCCUCACCAGUUUCCAUAUCUAUUAUUACGGCGCAGGGAGAGGUACACUCUGAAGAGGUAAUCCUCGUUCUCUCUGCAGAGUGCGGGGAACUGGGUGUCGCAGGGGCCAGAGAUGGAGAUCUGCCCGCUGGCUCCUGCCCGGAUCUCCUCAGCAACAUCCAACAGGGGCCCUCGCCAACCUCUGGGCAUCAGUGGCAGCUGCUCCCGAAACAUCUGGAGAGGACCCUGAAGUUAGUCGCCAUAAGUCCAUCUCAGCCGGUGAAGCGUCCUGCGGGGGACCAGCCCGUUGUGGUGCUGAAUCAUCCAGACGCCUGCAUUCCCGAGGUCGCCAGGAUCAUGGAGGUCAUCAACCGGUACAGAGGGGAGGUGCAGAAGGUCGUGCUGUCACGGAGAACUGCCAGUGCCCUCACCGCCGCGUGUGGCAAGGCGAGGGACCCGACGGACUCUGUGGCGUGCGCCAAAAGUGCCGUACAGGAGAGGUUCCUGUUGAAACUGAAACUUCGGCGGUUGAGCAGGAAGAAGUAUGAAGUGGUUGAUGCGGCCUCACCUGGUGGAGAGGAGGCGGCGGCGGCCACGUUCCGCUGCUGGUUUUGCGGCAGGCUCUUUGCAUGUCGGGAAAUGUGGACAGACCAUCGGCAGCGACAUCUGAUGGAGUGGAGAAAGCCAAACUGUGAAAACUCUUUAAAUGUCGUGCACACUGGAUGAAAAAGCAAACAUACGACUGGAAAAUUACUUUUGUAAUAUGACAAAAGAAUAAUGGAACCAGUCCUCCUUUUUUUUUUCUUCUUUCUUUUUUUUUUAAGUCUUAAAUCAAAUCCUUGUCGCGCCUUCUGGAAGGUUCAUUCUCAGGGUAAACUUUUACCCAUUGUCUCUCUGCCCGAUGGAGGCGCCCGACACAAACUCUUUGUACAUUAGUGAUUAUCUGUAAAGCCGCGAGAACGUGGCGUCGCUGAGUUAGUUCUUUUGUAUCGUUUGUAUACGCAAUAGUUUUAUUUAAGAGGAUUUCAGUACACUGUCAUAUGGAAUAUUUUAUAAAACACUGUAAUAUGUAUAUUUGCCAUACCAUCUGAACUCUAUGAAUCAGUUUAUGUACAGGUAGGCUCUACAGUGUGCUAGCUGUCGUAUUUGUUUUGGAACGGGACACAGAGACCCACAAAGUUAUUCAGAUAUACCAAAAACUGUGUUUCAGAUAAACAAAACCGAAAAAAAACCAAGAGAAAAAAAGACAUAAAUAAGUCAUAAAUAAAUGUUUUUAUUCAACAUUUAUUUAUGACUCUUAAGUUUAGCCUUUAUACGCUUUAUCUUUAUGGGUUUUUGCCUUUGGGCCACUGGAAGAAUCAGUUUCAUUGUAAAAAUAUAAAUGUUUAUAUACAUUUUCAAAUUAUGUUAGAAUAAUAGUUUAAGAGGUAUAUUUUAUCAAGCAGAUGUCCCUGAAGAUGCAAUUAAUUUAAAUGGAGAGGGAAAAAAAGAAUUAAACCUGUGCUUUUUGAGGCAGAAUCAGGCCUCAGUGAUCA